Messenger RNA from Funneliformis geosporum, 483 nucleotides. NCBI's taxonomy places the organism in Eukaryota, Fungi, Glomeromycota, Glomeromycetes, Glomerales, Glomeraceae. The record is from the annotation of a GenBank genome assembly.
CUAAUAAAGCAACAAGAAUUUACCGAGACUUUUUAAAUGAUGUUAUUAAUGUCAAAAAAAAGUAUACUAAUGAAGAAGAGAUAACCACUGCUCUAACUAACCGAACCAUAAAUAGUGAAGAAGAAGGAUUUGACAAUCGAUUAAGUCAAGACAUCCAAUUAAUUUCAGAAGAUAUCGCUAGAGCGAUUAAAGAAGGCGACUUUAUUGGAAUAGAACCAAUCCGUUAUUUUGUUGAGGGCGGUGUCUUUCCUUGGGAUAAACAAACUCCCGAAGAACUUGAUCAUCAAAUUACUAAACUUGAAAAUGAAAUAAAAGCAAAGUUUUUACUGAUUAAAAAGGCUAGUCAGGGAACAGUAAAAUUAAAUCUUAAAAAAAAUUUAACUGGUAAAACUUGCGAAAACAAAAACCAAGACUUAGAAAGAGCAGUUGAUAAUUUAGUUAACCAGUUUAACUCUCAAAAUCUUACCGAACUUGAGAAUAUAU